Anopheles bellator is the source of this 2486-nucleotide messenger RNA. RefSeq names its product probable Ufm1-specific protease 1 (gene Ufsp1). The record is from RefSeq and is a predicted model, not a curated record. Bases 470 to 1147 code for a protein of 225 amino acids. The transcript is spliced from 2 exons. Lineage: Eukaryota; Metazoa; Arthropoda; Insecta; Diptera; Culicidae.
UAUCGCCCAUAAGAACAGUGAACAAAAAUGAAGGAACAAAGACGUUUUGGCGUUCGUACGAUUCGAAGAAACCACUACAACCACUACCGAUUCAAAACAACAACUUGUUUCUCGGAACGAACUCCGCGAGAGUGAGAAUGCGAGAGAACCGCGGAUUUGCUGCGGAACCGUGCGAGAGUGCGCAUCGUGCGUGAAUCGUGCAACGUGCGACCAGAGUAAUCGGCCAUCAGUGUUUUGUGUUUGUGGAAGAAAGUUUCGAUCGACGCACAGAAGUGAGGCAAACAAAUCAGCAACACACAACAGCUGAGCGGCCGCGUCGUGCAUAUUUGCGUCAUUGUGUAGGGCGCGCUCCAUAGUCACAUCGUAAGCCCUUCGAAAACCGAAAAAAGCGAGGUCCUUGAGAAGAGCAAUUUGUGCCGUGCGUGUGUCGAUUUUUAGCUUUCGCACUGUCCUUGCGCCCAACGCCACGAUGGAGGAGAAGAGUUUGCUGCUGAACGUCCACAGCAACCUGGAACCGCCGAAGCCCGACGGAAACACGUACCUGAUGCGGGGCAACUAUCACUACUAUCACUACGGCUGCGACGGCUUCCAGGACAUGGGUUGGGGCUGCGGCUACCGGACACUGCAAUCGAUCUGCUCGUGGAUCAUCCAGAGUGGUGGUUCGGCAAGGACGGCGACCAGCGGCACCGACGUGCCGAACAUCCCCACCAUCCAGCAGACGCUGGUCGAGAUCAAGGAUAAACCGGAGCGGUUUUUUGGGUCGCGCGAGUGGAUCGGAACGCUUGAAGCGAUCUACGUCAUCGACACGCUUUACGAUGUAUCCUGCAAGGUUCUGCAUAUUGCCCGGAGCGACACGAUCGCCAAGCAUGCCGACACGCUGCGGGACUACUUCGAGCAAUACGGUGGUCUGAUCAUGAUGGGUGGCGAUAUGGAUGCGGCUUCCAAGGGUAUCGCCGGGAUCCACGUGAGCGUCGACCAGGACGUCUACCUGCUGGUGGUCGACCCACACUAUGCCGGGAAAAUCCAAACGAAAGAGGAACUGUACACGAAGCAGUACGUCAAGUGGCAAAAGGUGGAAGACUUUGUCGACAGCUCGUUCUACAACCUGUGCCUGCCGAUGCUCAAGGGGCGCGAUCCGGCCGCGUAGGCCGGUGGCCGAGGUGCGUCGUGCGGUAAUACAGGACUUUUGUAGUGGACAAAAUUGGACAAUAGUGUUUCGUUGCCAUCUCAAUGUAUCGUAAAAACCCCGGUCGGAGAAGCUUUCCGGCGAAGCUAACGGGACGCGAAGCGUCAAACAAACCAAUACCUGCGAACGAACGACAGGUCACUAGUAUAACGUAAAUGUAAGCAACGUAAAAUUCGAUUUUCUAUGUAAUCAAAACAAACAAACCAGGUGUGGCCGAACGUAUCUCCAGCACAAGCCGGUUGUUGUGCUCGUCAUCAGCAUAUCUCGUGAUUUUUGGGGCCGGUCCAAAAAUUCGAAUCCAUGUCACAACGCGCACCCUCUGGGGCCACACAUACUUUCACUUCCUCCCGAACACGUUCAUGUGGGACCAAAACGUUGGAUUUGGCAUAGCGACCACGACCGGGACAAGUGGUUAUCAUAUCUCGUGUGGGGCACCUUCCUUUAGUGUAUAGUAGAAAAAUGUGUUAAUUGUUGAGGAACCAAAUAGACAAAUUUGAAACGAGCGACGUAGCUAAAUUGCUAAUGAAUAUAAUCUCGAAAAUUAGCCAAUUAGAGAUCCGUACCAUCCUUCGUUCCCCUGCCAAUGGAAUUCGCGUUAUCAUUCGGACCGAACAGUGGUAGAAUAAGCUUUCUGGUCAGGCUUCCAGUAUCCCAGGCUAAGUUUCCUAAAUCGUUUCUGUUGAUUACCGUUUACACUCAUCUGUGUAUUGUGCCUUUGUAUUUUCUGUAGCUCGAUAAAAGGCCCCAUUUCAUUUGAAACACAUUUUUGGUUUUUCUUUGGACAAUUCUUAGACAAUUUUAAAAGCUGUACUUUGCGAUGCUUCACUCCACAAUUUCACCACUGCCAAUAUCUGUACACUCGUCGGCGGUCGGUGUUUCUCUCGUCUUGAGGCAGAUUUCUCGUCCGCCAGAAAAUCGUGAAGAUAGGCAAUGGUAGAAUUAUUUUAAAUACUAAUCUAAACGCGCUGAUAAAGGUUAAAGUUGCAAACAAACAAAAGUCCCACUUUAAACAUCUGGUCAGUGUUGAAGUUUCUCGUCGUUCUUAUCGGUUGUGUCUCCUUCUUAAGCCUAGAAAAAGAACGCUGCCACGGCGAAUGGACCGGCCUCGGACCUUGCCGCCAUUGGAUUUCUAAUCCGACGUUAAUAUUUAAACACACAUUAACACGAUUAAAGAUAGUAGCGCAGUUAUGGUAACCGCAGAAGUGGAAGUGCAUUGUGGAUUAUUUUUGUUGUUAUAUAUUUAUAGAUUUUAAAAUGUGAAACAACCCCAGCAGCGAGAAUAAAGAAAAGAAAGUAUUUA